This is a messenger RNA of Cuscuta epithymum, 2471 nucleotides long. NCBI's taxonomy places the organism in Eukaryota, Viridiplantae, Streptophyta, Magnoliopsida, Solanales, Convolvulaceae. The record is from the annotation of a GenBank genome assembly.
UAAUUUAGUAGGGGCGGGCAAGAAUCCCGGUCCCGUUGUCCCAUUCCGGUAUAUCCCGUUGUACCGGUGAGGAAGUUGAGAGCUGUUCUCUCCCUCGUCUGAGGUUCUUCUUCGAUUUUAGCCAUAAAUCCACUCGGAUUUUCCAUUAAUUUCGUGUUUUUGAGCUGGAUAUUGGAUGCUUUACUUCCUGAAUCUCCUUAGGUUGUAAAUCCUCCAAUUUUGGAGCCCAGGACUCGGAUUCUUGGACUGGUUUCACGUAAUAGAUAGCUCGGAAUUACUGUUCACAGAAAUGGGUCAACGCAUAUUUCUCUUGAUUUCCUUGCUCAAUCUUUGAUUGGUAGGUGUUUUUAGAUUCUCCUGGAAGUGAGGCUCAAGCAUUUCAGAAGUUUUUGAGUUCUUGAAUCUGCUGGGAUUCGUUACCUUGUUACUGCUCUACCAGAGGUGUGAAAUUUCGAAGCUUCUGUUUCAGCACCUGCGAAAUCACUGUUCACGCGAGAAGCAAAAUCGCGACAAUUUAGCAUCGUUCUUCAUCUGGCUGGGCGAGCUUAGGUUGCUUGGAAUCUGAUGGCUGAACUCUGAAGGCACCUGCACGAACGAUAUGGCAAGGAAGAAGCUGACAAACGCUGAAAGUUCUCUGGGACGGGUUACCAGGUCCACUGCUUCCUUUAACUUGCUGGAUGGACUGGAUGAAGAACUCCAUACUCUGGGGAAUGCUACGCCAGCAACUCUUGAUGUUGGUGUCUCUACGCUAGCAGGACUUACUGCCAAAGCAGAGAAUGUUUCUAAACCUGGGCAGAUUGUUGCUAAGAUACCUGGACAGUCAGUCCCUAAGUUGGUAGCAAAUAAGGAAAAGAGGAAGGAAACUGAACUCCGGGCGGAUGCUACUCAUGCAGGAGGUUCGUCUCCUUUGGUUCAUGGGCAGACUACAGUCAUUCCUACUAGCUCAGGGACUGCUAAUCCUUGGUCCUCCCUUUUUAAGGACAAUCGGGCACCCUCAAAUGGCUUUAAAUUGAGGUACAUCCCGCCUAGUGGCACAACCAUAGACUUUUCCGAUAGAAUUAUGCCUAGUAUGGUUGAAAUGUGGGGUUUUUGUUUAGUCGGUUGCUUCACCGGAAAAUUUCCCGGCCUAAAAGCGAUUUAUGAUUUGAAGAACACAUGGGGUGUUAAGUGCAUUAUUAAGCCCCAUGAUAAGGGUUGGGUUUUAUUUAAAUUCCAAAGUGAGGAUGAUAGGACAAAAGUGUUGAAAGAGGGACCUUACACCAUUUUUGGGAAACUACUUAUGUUAAAAGCACUAUCGGAUGAUUUUUCCUUUGAUGAUGAAGAGUUUCUCAAAGUACCUAUUUGGGUUAAAUUCCCUAACUUACACUUGAAACUUUGGAAUGAGGAUGCUCUGAGUGAGAUUGCAUCCAUGGUUGGUGUCCCAUUGGCUACGGACAAAGUCACACAUGAUAGGUCUAAUCACCACUUUGCUAGAGUGCUUAUUGAAGUUGAUAUUUCGAAGCCACCGCCACUUUCAUUUCCUAUUCGACUACCAUCCCGGAAGGUAGUUAAACAAUUUGUGGUGUAUGAAACAUUCCCAAAUUUUUGCUUCCAUUGUAAGAUAUAUGGGCAUCACCCUUUUAUUUGCAAUAAGCUAGCACAAAGGAACGAUGAGACGGUAAGUGAGAAAGUUGAAGAUGAACAAAUAAAAAUUGGGGGAAAGGAAAACAUACCUGCGGAAAUUGUGGAAACUGUUGAACUCGCUGCCCAACGGGCAGAAUCUGCCCAGGAGAUCCACCCGACUGUCCAGGGGCACAACCCGGCCGGGACAGCCACAACCCCGAUCGGGACAGCCACAAAGCCGACCGGGUUUAACCGGCAGACUGAUUCCAAGGAUGCCCAAAGGUGUCCAGAAGUUGUGACAAGCUCAAAUGAACAAUCCGUGGUUGCUUUGGAAGAUAUUGAGAGGGUAGUUACAGAUGAGAAUGAUUUGCACCAACAUGAUGUCGUCACCAAAUGUGAGAUGGUUAACGGUAAGACACUCAAGUUGGUUGUCAAACCGUUUAGAUUUGUGCGGGCUAGUGUGAUUCGAGUGGAUACUUCCCUUCGUCUCACGGACGAUUUGGAUAAAAAGGGCUUAACUUUCACCGCAAGAUGUCUAGAGGGACUACCGGGAGUUACAAAGAAGAAAGGGGAGGUUUGUUUUGAUGCUAAGUUCACUACUCCUUUCCGGGCAUUCUUUGGAUAUUUAGAUUAAGAACUUCUGUAACAUUAAUCUAUGAGGUGGGGUCUGUCCCAUUUUUUUUUGAUGCAUUAUAUCUAGGUUAGUUGAUUCUAGCUUGGAUAGUCUUGUUGAUUUGGAUUUGAUGCAUUGUAAAAUGCUAUUUUUCGAUCUCUAAUAUACUUACAUGUUAUCGUCGAAACCGUACCGGUGUUAUCCCGUUCCGUUUGGGUCUCAUUGAUUUUGUCCCGCACCGGUCCCGUACCGGUUU